AUGAAUCAAGACUCAGGCGCUUCAUAUCACAAUCAGGACCAAGGUCUAUCACCGAACCAGACCUCAUCCAGCGACAAUACAACCCCCAAUCCCAAGCGCCGUCCCACAAACGUCGAAUUGAAACAAGCGAAAGAAGCAUCUGUCACUCAGAUCAAAAACGCUAAGACAAACCUUAACAAGUUCACAUUACGCAAGAAAACUGCAGAGUACCGCAUGAGAUUCGCCGCUGUGUACGUUCAAGUAUAUCGCGCUGCUCCACCAGAACACCGUGAGAAGCUUGGCCAGCAUCUCAAUCAGGUCUACAAUUACGGUCAAAAAGCCUUCUGCAAAGACAUACUAAUGCAGUUCACUUUUGCCGACUUGGAAGUUAUAAGGGAGUAUCAUCCAGGUGUUCUCCAUCAUCUACUUACAUUGGAUGAAGAUGCGCCAAGAUUGGAAGCGUUAGCAGUUGAGGAAUUUGGCAACCAUGACGAGGACGACGACAACAACAAUGGAGAGUAG
Messenger RNA from Lithohypha guttulata, 501 nucleotides. RefSeq lists its product as uncharacterized. Lineage: Eukaryota; Fungi; Ascomycota; Eurotiomycetes; Chaetothyriales; Trichomeriaceae. Bases 1 to 501 code for a protein of 166 amino acids. The record is from RefSeq and is a predicted model, not a curated record. The transcript has a single exon.